Molecule: messenger RNA, 1246 nt
Organism: Topomyia yanbarensis
Lineage: Eukaryota; Metazoa; Arthropoda; Insecta; Diptera; Culicidae
Product: U-scoloptoxin(01)-Er1a
Exons: 3
Coding region: 661-1038 (125 amino acids)
Cellular component (GO): extracellular region
Molecular function (GO): chitin binding
Source: RefSeq, a predicted model, not a curated record
CGCCGCUGAGAUACCCUACCCGUUGUAUUUUGAGAUGAAAAUUGUGCAAAUGAGAUGCUGAUUGGAUCGCACCAAGUUAGCUCAUCAUUAGCUGCAGUAUAAUCCAUCGAAGUAAUAACUACACACAAAAACGCAUUGUCGGCGGCUGGCGGGAACUAAACCCAAGUGUAAAAGAAGCAGAAAAAAAAGUAUUGUGAAGAUUGUACGCUGAAGAGCCGGUUUCAACAAGCCCCGGCAAACGAAAUAGUAAAUAGUUUAAAGUUGAAGUUUAAUUAUUACAUAAAUUUCUUACGUGGAGACUCGUACGCGCGAGUAAGUGAGAAACGGGCGUAUGCAACAUUUGGGAUGAACUAAACGAACAACUAGCGAAUCGGAGUGAAUUUGAAGCGUGCCUCGUUGGCUCAAUUCCACUUCAAGUGCCCAUCAUUGGAGGCUGUGGCUUCCUGUUUAUUUGGACUGCUGGUACAGUGACAGAGUGAACUAGUCUGUGGUCGGAUAUUAUAGUGCUGAAGUGGAGUGUGACUAACUGGAUUCCCGUGAGGUGGAAGGUCUUCGUUGACAGUGUAACGGAUCCGCCUAUCGCUGUUCGCGUCGAGGGGAAAAUUGAACCCAGCGUUUCUUUUUCCGGACGUGAUUUACGAUAGUAGACUGGGCUGCACAAUGUGGAAAUAUAUUGCCGUUUUGGUAGCGUUUGGAGUAUGCUUGCUACGGAAUCAUCAAAUCAGUGGGCAAAUCUUCGGUUACGAACCGGACGUGGACUACCCGGCCUACGAGCGAAUUCCCUCCGGACUCACAUUCCGAUGUUCCGACCGAAUGCCCGGUUACUACGCGGACGUCGAAACGCGCUGUCAAAUUUGGCACUGGUGCCUCCCGAAUGGCUACAUGUUCUCCUUCCUGUGUCCCAAUGGAACUGUGUUCAAUCAAGCCGUUCGAGUAUGCGAUUGGUGGACCAACGUGAACUGUGGCGAAUCGGAAGGCCUGUACGACAACAACAACGAGCUCUACAGGGAUGUGGAGGGGAAUCUGAUAGCUGGAUAGUUCCUGUAGAUUUAAGACCUUCGAAAUUUUGUAAUUAAUUAAUGUUAAGUUUUUUUAUAAUUUAAAUAUGACAAGACAGGAUUAUUUUCGAUAUCGUUUAACUAAAAAAAUCUGACGUUGAACUAGCACAAGACAGAAAUUUCAACACAUCACGUUUAUUUUUCUAAGUUUUCAAGUUGACAAGUUAACAGUAACUAAUUAAAGAUAA